This is a messenger RNA of Macrobrachium nipponense, 3935 nucleotides long. RefSeq names its product protein jagunal-like (gene jagn). Bases 171 to 1043 code for a protein of 290 amino acids. The transcript has 7 exons. Gene Ontology annotation, biological process: vesicle-mediated transport; endoplasmic reticulum organization. Gene Ontology annotation, cellular component: endoplasmic reticulum membrane. The record is from RefSeq and is a predicted model, not a curated record. NCBI's taxonomy places the organism in Eukaryota, Metazoa, Arthropoda, Malacostraca, Decapoda, Palaemonidae.
GAUCAGCCACCAGGUGACGAUAGUGUUGGUGCAGUGUUGGUGGAAGUGUAGCCGAGGCAACUUCGGUAGCGUGACACUCACCGGUGCCGCUCACUCGCACUCCGUUUCACUCUCCGAGGAGCUGAAGAAGGAGGAGCGUUUGAGAAUCCUGGGGUCAUAAAACGAAGAGAAUGGCUUCCAGGGACGGGCCCAUGGUGGCCGGGACAGACGGCACCGAUUUCGUACAUCGUGAGACCGUGGCCACUCAUUACCAGAUUAGUACUUCUGAAGAAGAGAUUGCUGGCACUGAAAUAGCAAGUAGUGUAGAUCCUGAAGCUGAGGUUGGUGCCUGUGAUGCAGCUGCUGAAACAGCUUGCACAGCAGAUGUUUUAGUAGAUGGUAGUGCUCCUGAAGUUGUGCCUGAGGAUGCAGCUGCAAAUGUUGAAGAUCUCUCAGGUGCUUCUGUAACCACAGGCUCAGCAUGUGAUAUGCCGUUGCCUAAUUAUGGAGAAAUAUUACGUACCCUGAACUACAAUUUUCCCGGAUGGCCUCCAAGCAGGAAAUUAAGUGAAGUUGCACUGAAUAAAGGCCGUCUGAGAAAAUGUGUUUUUGCGCAUCUUCUGUUGGCUCUGCUUAUGGUGGUGAAGAUGGUACCACAUAUUCUCGAUCGACUUGAUAUAUUUGUUUUGGAAAUAGAAGAAUUAGAAGUUCCAGAACCUCUGGUAUGGGAGUAUGUUUGGCUGGGUGGGUCAUUAGCCAGUUUCCUUGGUCUCACUGCCAUUCGCAAAAACAGAAUUCUCCUCCUGCAGGUUUACUUCAUGCUCAUCAAUCUUUUCUCAACGGUGCCGGUCCUUCUGGCUUCCAUGAUUUAUUUUUCUGAUUUUUACGAAUAUUGUACCGAAGAUGAACCACAAGAUUUACCCCUUUGGCAGGGAUAUCCAUUGGCAGUGCUAUGGUAUAGCUUCAUUUUGUUGGCAAUGCAAGUUCAUAUCUUCACAUUAAUAUUUGCGUGGAAAUUGAUAAUUGCUUGGAAGAACAGUAUGGCCACCAAGAAAGGACAGUAAUUAAUAUUACGUUUUUAUAUUCUUCAAGAGCAUUGUCAAAAAAGUGGUUAAGAACUGGUUAACAAAGUGUUAAAAUUUUUGUACCGUACUUAUUUUGAAUUUAAAUUUUGAAUGUUAGUACUAUAAGGGAAAUUUCACACUUUAGGAUUUUAAAUUUAAUUAAUAUAUAUAUAUAUACACACACACAGGCAGUACUUGGUUAUCGGUGGACUUGGGUAAUGACGAUCCGGUUUUAUGGUGCUUGUCUAACACCAUAAAGUCACCGAUUUAUGGCAACAUAACAGGCCAAGUUUUGGUUAUCGGUGCCACGAUGAAUGGUUGUUUUGCUUAUCGACACCCCGCUGAUAACCGAUGACUGCCUGUUUAUAUAUAUAUAUAUAUAUAUAUAUACAUCUUAAAUUUCUAGUGCACAUUUUAUAAAAUCUAGCUGUUUUAUUUUUCAUCAGCCUUGGUGGAUGUGCAAACUGCUUUUAAAAUCCUCAUCCUGCCAGUGUUACUUCCCAUGGAAAACUUCUGCAAAGUUUGCUAAUUUGAACAAGUUAAUGACUUGCCUUCUAGUUCAUUGAAGAACCAGUGGAAUUCUAGUUCUUAUUGUAGAGAAUGAGUAGUUCUUUUAAUAUUUAACAAUAUUUUUACAGAUGGUUAACUUAUGACUGUUAUUGAUGUACUCUAUGAAUCUUGUUGUACAACAUAUCAUCCAACAAGAUACAAAUUGCUGUGUGGUACAGUGAUAAGGAUUUUUGUAAGGAGUCAAUUUUUCUGUGGUGGUAAUGUAUUUUUAUAAAAUAUUAUUGUAUUUGUUUUUAUAGAGAGGAUUAAUGUUAUGUGCAUAAAUAUUGGUGCAAAAUAUUUUAAUAUGUUUUAUGGCCAACAAUGUGCCUUUAUAUGAUUGGGUUAAGAUUCUGGUAUAAUUAAUGUUAAGUACUGUUAGGGUAAAUGACACCUCAUUAUGUGUAUCUUUCAUCAAAGGAAUUCAUUAAAACAUUUUAUAUGGAUUACAAAACAGUAACCAACAAAUCGAAACAGUGGAAUGAAAAUGGACCAACAACACUACAAAAAUAUUUGUAUCUGGAAGGGGUAGUGGUUUCAUCUUUGUUUAUUGUUUUAUUAUUCUUUAUUUGGGUGGUUGCACCCCACCAAAUAGAAAAUCUAAAAUUAUGUUAAUUUUACUUCCCAAAUUAUUUUGGGUUUAUAAGAAUUAAGUUUUGUUAUGUUGCAUCCCUACCCAGGGUAGCAAUUUGUUCCUAUUAACAUACAUUUGUAAGUUAUUUUCCAGGACACUGAAUGUUACAAACAAAUCUAGGUGAUUUGUUCAAAUUUCAGUUCAUUUGUUGGACUCUUGAUAGAGCAAUUUUUCUUUGCGGAAUUUGGAAGUUAAGUUACUUGUUGUGGUAGUUAGACAUCAGAACACUCAAGUUAGUAAUUUAAUUUUUGUAUAGUAUUUGUACUGAUAUUCAUUAAUGAUUCCUGUUAUUAAGCAACUUGAAAAAUCAUCUUGUGCCAUCUCUUCCUUCUGUCUAAGAUAAAUCAACUUGGUUUUGAAUUACUUGAAUGACAAAUGCUAACAAUAUUCUAAUUCAUUGUUAAAUUUACUCUUCUUGCCAUGUGUAUGUUCAAGUCCUUGCUUUUAUUUUAGCACCUUUUCCCUCAAAUUAUUAUAAUCAUAUUUUUAAAUUGACUUGUCUUGGUCGGAUACCUAUAAAUUAUGAAAUAAAUCACUAUACAUUUGGCAGUAUUUCAGAUUAGGAAAUCAUGAGGCAUUGGGAUUGAACUGGAAGUGUGACAUAUAUAUUAAUAUUUUUGGAAUAAUAUAUUGUAUAUUGGGAAGUGAAACACUUCCAUUGUACAAUGUAUCAUAUGUAUAUAUUAAAAUCAUAUUUUCAAUUCAAAUUACCAUGGCUUGAAGGUAAUUUGAUCUAUUAUGUGGUGAACUGAAUAUGGGAAAACAUUUAAUGACGUAUUAAAUAUCAGUCAAUGCAUUUUUGACAGACAUUUUUUAAUGUCCUGUAUUAGUGCUCAUUACUAGUUCAUAGAUUUUUAUGAAGUUUUAAAUCACUCUCAUAGGUAUUUUUUCUUUUUAUCUUGGACCUGCACAUUUUAUACCUGUUAAUCCUUUCUUUUCCAAGCAGUUGUAACAUUUAAUAAGAAAAAAAAGUCCUUUACAAACUUAAUCUUGGAUAAACUUUGUUCUGAACACACAUUACAUUUGUUUCCCUUUCAUUGGGGUGAUGUGUUUACCUGUGGUUCAUUGCUUAAGUAAACAUUUCUGCAUGGCAGUUAAACUGGAAACAUUUGUAUUGCAAUUUUCUAAGACUAGAAACAAGAAAAUUACAAAUUUACUCAAGUUUGAGAAUGCCAUCAGCAAUGCAUUUGAUAGUUAAUGCUUGUUCUUUUCUGUGAGGAAUGCAAAAGUACUCUUGAAUGCUUUAUUGUCAGGUUUCUAUUUAAUAUCAAAACCAGAUUUUUGGUGAGUUUCUUUGGUAUGUUUACAGUGAGUAGAAUUGAAUGGGGAGAUGGUCAGAUCUCAAAUGAGUCCAUAUUGUGUUCAAUAUUUUUAAGUUCCUUUGGUGCAGAUGGCAGUGUUGAAACCGAGUAAAAUAAAGAAUUCAAUAUUUAUAUAGAUAUGUUUUACAACAUUUAAAGGAUCUUUGCACAGGUAAAAUUUAUGAAACUGGUGUAUGAAAGCAAUUAGUUGUAAUUGCCACUUAAUGCUCUCUAGUUUGAGAACAAAAUAAGUAAAAUUUGAAAGUGAACCUUUGUGAAUGUUAUUGCCUCUGCAUUUGCCUCAAAUACUUGGAGUGUGGCCAAGCUACAGUUUUCCAGAUUUUCUUUCCUAUUUUUAUUUCAUGUAUGUUAAUGGCAGACUUGUUGAAAUAAAAUUUGUAAUAUAAA